GAAAUAAGAAAAGUGUAACAUCAGCAGCACCAUGGUUACAAUCAUAACUUAAUAGCCCACAAACCCAACCUAUAUUCUUCCUUUACUUUCUUCUCACCUUUCUUCCCCACCUUUUCUUUCCCUUCUUUUUGCUCCUUCACCCUCCAACUUUCUUCUGCACCACCACCUCAUCUUUGUCUAUGAGGCCCACAAACACACUCUACCACCACCAAUAUAUAUACUUUUAGUUGAUCUUGAAUCAUUAUACCACACAACAUUCAACAAAAAGCAAGAGAAGAGAAGGAGAAAGUGUUACAAAAGAAGUAGAACAAUAAAAUUAAAGAUGAAAAGGAGUGUAUAUCACUAUGCAAUUUUUCUCCUACUAAUUCAAAUCCUUUGCUCAGGUUCAAGUAGGACAGAAAAGGAAGCACAAAGAGAAGUUAAUGUACUAAAAAGACAUGAAGUGAAACAAGAAUUUAUUACUCACACAAUUUCUACUGUCCAAAAGGAUAUUACCACUCCAAUUACUACCAUUCCAACAAUUACAACACCUGAUCCAUUUCUCAAUCCUAAUUCCAAUCCAGACACAGUUUCUCCAACUUCAACACUUCCAUAUACCAAUCCAACCACAGUGAAUUCUUUUCCAAUCUCCUCAGGUUCAAGUUGGUGUGUUGCAAGUCCAAGUGCAUCACAAAUUGGUUUACAAGUUGCAUUGGACUAUGCUUGUGGAUAUGGUGGCACUGAUUGUUCAGCAAUUCAACCUGGUGGAAGCUGUUACAAUCCAAAUUCUAUUCAUGAUCUUGCUUCUUACGCCUUUAAUAAGUAUUAUCAUAAGAAUCCUGUUCCAAAUAGCUGCAAUUUUGGUGGAACUGCUGUUAUCACUAGCACUAAUCCAAGCACGGGAACAUGUCAAUAUCCAUCUACAAGUACAAGUUCAUCAAUCUUGAACACGACAAACUCAAGUGGUGCCAACGUCUUUGGUUCAGUGCCAGUGCCCACCAAUCCAUCUCCCUCUGCUGCCCCUGGCACAUUUAAUAGCUUUGCUGAUUUUUGUGUCAUUCUUUGGAUUAUAUCAUUUCUGGAAAAUAAUUUUUCCAUAAUCAUCAAUUUUGAAAAAUAUGGAUAUGAGAUUGAGAGCUACAUUUUGCUGAUUUAACGCAUUUUUAGGGAGACAACAGUACGGACAGGACAUGCAUAUACAUAGUAUUAAAGAUUGUGUUUUUUGUGUUUUCUUCAAGCGACAAACACCACUUAAAACUUGCACACAACUAUGAGUUAUCACAUUCGAACUCGCAUAAAAGUGUUUAAUCUUUCAAUAUCGA
This is a messenger RNA of Medicago truncatula (barrel medic), 1301 nucleotides long. Its product is annotated as PLASMODESMATA CALLOSE-BINDING PROTEIN 5. Bases 323 to 1135 code for a protein of 270 amino acids. NCBI's taxonomy places the organism in Eukaryota, Viridiplantae, Streptophyta, Magnoliopsida, Fabales, Fabaceae. The transcript has 4 exons. The record is from RefSeq and is a predicted model, not a curated record.